CUUCCUUGUGUGUUGGUGGGAAACAUGGCGACGGCAGUGGCUCCAUGCGUCUGUUAUCUUCUGUUGGCAUAUUUCUUCCACAUACGCCUUUACCAGCACGCAUCAGCCUCACAGGAGUGUCACUGUACAAGCGGAUGUGACGGCAACUUCCGGUGCAAUGGCGGCUGUCUCCAGGGCUGGUCAGGCCCCACGUGUCAGAUCCGGAACAUCGCUCUGAACAAACCAACACAACAAAGCAGCACUAUCAGUGACUGUUGGUCGGCGAGAACAGCUGCCAAGAGAAAAGUGUGUGAGUACAAGACUUCCUCCCUGGCUGUGGACGGUGUGACCAGCAGCAGGUACUGGUCAGGGACCUGCACACAUACCGCGACAGGCCGGCCAUCCGCCUGGUGGACAGUGGACCUGGGAGAGACACACCUCAUCACCAAUCUCACAAUAUUCUUCUCAAAUAGACAACGAAUGAGAGGUUUCUUUGUACGUGUAGACAGUCAUCUCUGCCAUCAGAGCCAGUACUACCCUCCCAGCUCCCCUGUCAGCAUCAGCUGUGACACCCCUACAUCUGGACAACGUGUCACUGUUCAGCUGCCAACACUGACCGACUCGAAAUACAUUCUCAAUCUGUGUGAAGUGGAAAUAUAUGAGUGUGCUGACUGGAGUUUCGGACCUGGCUGUAGUUCCUGGUGUUACUGUAAGAACACAUCCGAGGUGUGUGACAAAGCCACUGGACACUGUGAGAGUGGCUGUGUUGACGGGAGUUUCGGGCCUGGCUGUAAUUACUGGUGUUACUGUAGGAACACAUCCGAGGUGUGUGACAAAGCCACUGGACACUGUGAGAGUGGGUGCGCUGAUGGAUAUACUGGGACUGGCUGUCAGGAAACUUGUUCCCUGGGACGCUAUGGCCAGGGAUGCAUGGAGACGUGUGGACAUUGUGAUGGAGGGGAUCAGAACUGUAACGAGGUAGAUGGGACUUGUACACGUGGCUGUCAGGACAAGUGGAGUGGAACAUUGUGUAAAGCUUGUUCCCCGGGACGCUAUGGCCAGGGAUGCAUGGAGACGUGUGGACAUUGUGGUGGAGGGGAUCAGAACUGUAACGAGGUAGAUGGGCGCUGUACCCGUGGCUGUCAGGACAAGUGGAAUGGAACAUUGUGUAAAGAGUGCAGUGACUACUGGUUUGGUGGCCGAUGUGACAGAGAGUGUAAAUGUAAGGAAACGUAUGAAGUGUGUGACAAGAAGACAGGUCAGUGUGACUCUGGGUGUGAAGAUGGACGGACAGGACUGGACUGUCAAACACCAUGUCAGAACGGGACCUACGGCUUCAACUGUACAUCCAGGUGUGGGAGAUGUCAGGGAGGAGUGCCAUGUGCGAAGUUAGGAGGAGAGUGUGCCAAGUGUGAUCCAGGAUUCAUGACCCCGCUCUGUAAACAGUGCAGUAACUUCUGGUUUGGUGUCCGAUGUGACAGGAAGUGUAAAUGUAAGGAUCCUGAUGAAGUUUGUGUCAAGAAGACAGGUCAGUGUGUCUCUGGGUGUGAAGAUGGACGGACAGGACUGGACUGUCAAACACGAUGUUCCAGAGGACGCUAUGGCUUCCAGUGUGGAGGUGUGUGUGGCCAGUGUAAGGGAGGUAACCCCAGAUGCCGUAGAACUGACGGGAGAUGUAAGACCGGUUGUAAAGAGAAGUGGCAGGGAGAUCGGUGUGACGAGUGCAGAGAUGGUCACUUCGGAGUCAACUGUACCCAGUCCUGUCGCUGCCUGAAUGUGACGGAGAUCUGUGACAAGACCACGGGGGAGUGCAGGAGCGGCUGUGAGGCAGGCAGAACAGGGAGGGGCUGUCAGCGAUUAUGCGAGUCCGGCAGUUACGGCCUGAAGUGUGAGGGGCGGUGUGGUCAGUGUUCAGGUGGUCACAAGAACUGCAGUCCCUACAACGGCUCCUGUCACCUUGGUUGUGAGGGCAACUUGGGAGGAAGUCGUUGUGGAGAGUGUACGGACCGUUUCUAUGGGGCUCAGUGCAACUCUAGAUGUGGCCAGUGUCGUGGUUACGCCAUCUGCAGCAAAACGUCAGGCGACUGCCCGGAUGGAUGUGAACCAGGAUGGCAAGGGAUGACAUGUCACCAAGAAUGUCACGAAGGCAGAUAUGGUGACGGGUGUUCUGAGACUUGUGGUCAGUGUGCAGGGAAGUGCAGCCCUGUUACCGGAACAUGUGAUCAGGAGGGUUGCAGUGUUGGGUGGAUGGGGCAGAGAUGUGACGAAGCAUGUACAGACGGUACCUUUGGUCUAAACUGCGGACAACCCUGUGGUCAGUGUCUGGCUGGACAUGUGUGUGACAAGGUGAAAGGACAGUGUCAAGGUUCGAGGUGUGAGAGAGGAUGGAUGGGACCUCAAUGUGGAACAGCCUGCAACGACACUGGCCUCUACAGCUACAACUGCAACGAGACAUGUGGGAUGUGUCUCGGGGAGGACUGCCACCCCAUCACAGGAGAGUGUUCCCGAGGGUGCAGGCCCAAGUAUGUUGGACCGACGUGUCAUCUGAGAGAGCCGCCGAACGUGGGUGGUCAGGCCGGUGUGGGUGUGGCCUACGCCUUUGUUUUUUUUCUUAUCGUGCUGCUGAUCAUCACGUUGUAUCUUCUGAAGAGACGGCAACAACGGAAAUCGACUGGUGGAGUCGCUGCAGAUGCCAUUGUUAAUCCAGCAUUUGCAGGUGAAGAAGGCGUGUCGGAUGAGAAUGAUGAUGACGGCAUUUACGUCAAUGUGGAGAAGACCAAGGUCAAGGUAGCUGAGCUUCGAGAAUACAUCGCCAAGAGAGAGGACAAGUUCGUGUCUGAGUAUGGGAGAGUGCCCAGGGGUCUUAUUCACCCCCACACCGCCGCCAUCAGCCAGGAACACAGAGCCAAGAACAGAUUCAAAGCCAUGUAUCCCUAUGACCACUCCCGCGUUGUCCUGCAGAAGAUCCCUGGGGACAAGAACUCCGACUACAUCAACGCCAACUACAUCAACACCUACAAGAGGAAGAAAGCCUUUAUUGCAACUCAAGGCCCAAUGCCGAAGACUGUGGGCGACUUCUGGAGGAUGGUGUGGCAGGAGGAGACCAACAUCGUCGUCAUGCUCACCAGACUCAGGGAGGGGAUAAAGGUGAAAUGUGAGAAAUACUGGCCGGAGAGGAACAAUCCACUGCAGCUGGCAGACCUGACCAUCACAAACGACGGGGUCGUUGAGAGACCGGACUACUGCAUCAGACAGAUGAUCAUCCAGCACAAGAAGCUGAACGAGCGCCGUCAAGUGAUGCAACUGCACUAUGUCACGUGGCCUGAUCAUGACGUCCCAUCAACCCCUCAGCUCGUGCGGUUCUGGAAGGUGUUCCGCUCAAUGACGGCUGACGGCCAGGCUCCCGUCGUCGCUCACUGCAGUGCUGGAGUUGGGCGGACAGGGACGUUCAUUGGACUCGACGCGAUGAUGGAGCGGGCUUGGCAGGAAGGAGUUGUGGACGUCCAUGACUUCGUCCUCAAGAUGAGAGCUGACCGGGUCAGCAUGGUACAGACAAAGGAGCAGUACCUGUUUCUCCACCAGGUGGUGCUGGAGGCGCUAAACAGCGACAUGACACACAUGACGCCCGCCAUGUUUGACAGACGGUUCAGCACCGAGAACAUGGCUUCUGCACCAGAGGAGGCCAUCUUGAAAAGAGAAUGGGAGAAACUCGUUGAACUGAAAGCAGAAUUGGCUGCCUCUGAAACCGAGGGUGCUCUUCUGUCAGAAAACACGCGGAAAAACCGUAGCAAGGACAUUCUGCCAGCUGAUAAAUGCCGGCCGAUCUUAAGUCUGCCAGUUGCCGGAAGUAACGAUUACAUCAACGCAGUAUUCGUCCCUACGGAGACCCGUCAGAAAGGCCUCCUGGCCACACAGCUGCCUCUGCCCUGGACUGUGGUGGACUUCUGGAGGAUGGUCUUGGACCACAAUGUGCAGACCAUCGUGUCUCUCGUCUCAGAGGAGUGUUCAUCACAGGUCGACGAAGCCCACGUUUGGCCUAAGACAGAUGAGGUUUUGGAGUGUGGACCAUUUCUUGUCAAGAAGACGGAAUCAAAGGACAAGGCUAUAGUUUUGCGAGUCUGGUUAAAGUACGCUGAAGAGAGCACCGAAAAGGAUGUCACAUUGCUGUUUGUGAGUGACUGGAUAGAGGGAGUGGACACGCCUACAAAUACGUCACAGUUCCUGUGCUUCAUCAACGACCUUGCCGCCCGGAACACCUCCGACAACAUCGCCGUCAUGUGCAUGGAUGGUGCCAGCAAGUGUGGAUUGUUCUGUGCUGUGCUGAACAUCAUCCAACAACUGAAGCAAGACCAGGUGAUCGACGUGUAUCUGACAGUCAGAAUCCUGCAGACAGUCAGACCCAGCUUCCUGACUUCCUAUGCACAGUACCAGUUCUGCUACAGGAUGGUUAAGGAACAUCAGAAGACCAUCAACUCUGUGUAUGAGAACUUCCAGAGAUAGGGAGGGGCAUUUCAUCUUCGGUGUCCACAACCGUGACAGAGCCAAACAUUUCAGCGAUCCACUUCAGGCCGAGGAGGGAGAACAAGGGAUUUUUCGAGUGCAAUACCAAAUUACUUAAUACAGUAAACUACGUUUAUAACGAACACUCAUAUAACGAACUGACGGAUAUAACGAACUUACCUUUUAGUCCCGACCAUUUGUUGUAUGUAUGCUGUAUGUAUACUUAUAACGAACUAUGGUUAUUACGAACUAAAAUGAGUGGUCCCCUCGAGUUCGUUAUAACCGUAGUCUACUGUAAAUCAUUACUGUUAUUCAACACAACAUCGGUUAUUUAGAUGGAGCAUAUUUCUUGGACACACAGAACUGCCAAGUUUUGGAAGCAUGAGACAAAACACAGUGUGGUUCAAAAUUGUAUAAAGCCAAUCCGUUGUUUCAUCCGUUUGAUACGUUGCUUCAUUUACUGUGAUUUAUAUAUUCCUCAUUUUAUAUUCAUUUAUUAGUUGUAUGUGAAUUAUGUAUAACCUGUGUCACUAUGUGCAUGCCCAUUCUAAUUAUAUACAAAAAUAUAUUACCGCUACCCCUUGCCAUUCGCAUGAAACUUAAAGAACUUAUUGAAGCCACAAUAUGGUCCAUGUCCAUUUUCUAAAUGGAAGUUUUUUGCAUGAUCGCAUACAUGUGAACAUCGCCUUGGGUCAAAUAGUAUUUGCACUUAGUUCAUGACUAUAUCAUGCUUCCUCUGUUAUCAUUAUUUCUAAACCACAUGCCAUACUAUAGGUAUGAAUGGUUUGUAUAUAAGUCAAGGCUACCUAUGUCAGUUUUAUACCUCAUCAUCAUCAGAAUUUAGUUAGUAAUCAAUGAUAUAUCUAUAUGUAUACUAAAUAAGACAAGGCUAUGUUUAGAUUCAUACAUCAUCAGAAGUAUUUAGUAAGUAAUCCAUCAUACAUGUAUACAUGGUAUAUAAGGCCAGGGUCCACUUGCACAAAGCGAUCUUAGCGCUAAGACUAUUCUAAGUCUAUGUUAAAGUAUGGGAGUUACGGUCAUCUUAGCGCUAAGGUCGCUUUGUGCAAGUGGGUCCAGGUCCUGUUUAAUUUCUACACCAUCAGAAGUUUUUAGUAAGUAAUCAUUGAUGCAUUUGGACAUGGUAUAUAAGGGAAGGCUAUAUUUAUACAUCGUGUGAAGUAUUGAGUAGGUUAACACAAAAGUGGCUCCACUGACAGGGAUUGCAAGGGAUCGCUACUUACUGCUGGCGUUGACAUAAAACGACAUCGGAAGAAUAUGUGUUGCCUCAGAUCCCCA
Haliotis rufescens (red abalone) is the source of this 5775-nucleotide messenger RNA. RefSeq names its product multiple epidermal growth factor-like domains protein 6. Gene Ontology annotation, molecular function: protein tyrosine phosphatase activity. Lineage: Eukaryota; Metazoa; Mollusca; Gastropoda; Lepetellida; Haliotidae. The coding region runs from base 25 to 4479 and encodes 1484 amino acids. The record is from RefSeq and is a predicted model, not a curated record. The transcript is spliced from 35 exons. Gene Ontology annotation, biological process: protein dephosphorylation.